AUGGAGCCAUGGAUAUAUGCUUUGCUCUCCAGUCCGCUUUGCCUCACAGCAACCUUUUUCAACAUCAUCUUCUUUUGUUGCCUAAUGAGACCAGUCGCUGGAGUGACGCUUCGCAAUCCACUGCGCUUCUUGUUAAUUGUUGUGUUAUUCAAUUCAACAUUUCAACAACUGAUGACUGCGCUGACCAUUAUUAUGCUUCUUUUCGAUUCACCUUUCUGGCUUCAAACGCUAACCAUAGCUUUGAUUUAUCAGUUUUUCUGUGCCAACUUCUCAUGCAAUGCCUGGAUCAGCAUUUUCUACUACAUUUCAAUUGUUCCUCAACAACAUCCCAUUUUUAUCUGGAUUAAGAGGAAUAUUAACGCCAUAUUAUAUGUCGGCUUCGUUCUGAAUCAAAUAGUGCUUUUAAUUUCUUUGUCUAUGGGAGCAGUAAUGUAUUUUUUGCUUGGGCCUGUUCCAAACAAUUUCACCUCACUUGAACUGAAUAAAACAUCACCAGCAGAAAGCGUAGAGUCAGACCUGUAUUUAUUUCACGUGGCUAAUUUGACAUAUUUGCUAUAUUGCACCUGUCCGCUGUUCACGUUAUUAUUCUCUUGGGGCAAAACCUUUGUUUAUCUGCGUGAACAUUUGAAAAAGAUGGGACAGAGCAGUGAAUCUUUUUCCCAACCCCAGCAGAAGAGCCAGAUGCGGGUCACAGUAACAGGCAUGGUACAAGCGGCCCUAUUCCUUCCUAGCAGCCUAUGGACUAUAGCAGUUGCUUUCCUUUACGUGACAGACAACUUUGAAAUGGUUGAUCCCAAUAGAUUUGUCACAAUGACAUUCUGCUCAAUGUCCAGCUUGGGAAAUCUACUGUGUUUUGGAUUCUCCCAGUCUGUGUUUCGCCAUGGAAUUGUAAGUGUAUUUAACAAACUAAAGAGACACAAAUGA
Molecule: messenger RNA, 924 nt
Organism: Sinocyclocheilus grahami
Lineage: Eukaryota; Metazoa; Chordata; Actinopteri; Cypriniformes; Cyprinidae
Gene: tas2r203
Product: taste receptor, type 2, member 203
Exons: 1
Coding region: 1-924 (307 amino acids)
Biological process (GO): G protein-coupled receptor signaling pathway; sensory perception of taste
Cellular component (GO): membrane
Molecular function (GO): bitter taste receptor activity; G protein-coupled receptor activity
Source: RefSeq, a predicted model, not a curated record